AUGAAGACUUACCCCUUGGCUUUCCGUGUUCGCCAGAAAUCGAAUGUCAACCAACCCCACACUGUUCAUCUGCGUCGCAUUUUUCUUGCGAUACUAACAUCGCCCAUUCCCCAUAGAUCCCUCAACACUGCCAGAGGGAUCACAUCCUGUUUCUUCAAGACACACAAGGCCCCCGGUGCAUAUCCGCAAAACACGGAGAUCCUUCGCUGCCAUUUGAGUCCAGAAACUGUAAGGACGAGCGCAACAUUGCGUGGAGCGAUUUAUACCCGCCUCUUCCUUUCUGGGCGCCAAUUGCACUGCUCCCUUUACUCUCUUUGAUCUUCUUCAAGUACCACGUCCACAACUCUGGUAUAUCCCCGGCACGAGCCCCUCUUGAUGGUUUACCAGUGACUCCUGCCACAUUCAGAGCCAGUGGUAGUCCCGCACACAUGUCAAGAAUCUCUCUAAACUUCUCUCUCGAUACUGGAUCUUCUACUUCGCCACGCGAUGCCCCACUCGCAUGAAUCAGCAUAUCGUACGCAUUACGCCCUUCCCUCGGCUCAAACUUAACUUGCUCGCCCAGAUCUAUUAGCGUCGGAUCUCUUCUGGACUACAAAACCAUGCUCGCUGGCUCAUCAUUUCGCACCGCGGUGCUGGCAAGGCUGGCCAGUUUCAGCAAGAUCCUCUCGUCAUCGCUGUUGCGCGACCAGAUAUCAUCGAAGAUGAAUAGGCAUCGACGACCUGCAAACCAAGCUUGAACCCCUGUUAGCACCUCAUCCAGGUCGGCCAGAUUGGACAGCUUGUCCCCUUCUUUACGUCCCCCAGAGAUGCGGACAGCAUUGCAGAGUCGUUGCUUCAGCUCUGCUUCUCUUGCGUCUUGCCCUAAUGUCUAAAAAUAAACUCCGUCUGGGAAGCGCGUGACAACUUCUCUAUCAUGUGCAAUUGCUCGUAGGGCGCAUGUUUUUCCGACCCCGGCUUGCCCAACUGCCGUUGCUCCUACAUGCGAAGUUGUUCCGUUGCUCAAAACAGCCGCCUUUAUCCUUCUCUCUACUGUGUCAGGAACAACGCCACCGUGGGCAGAGUCCAAAUCAACGAGCACUGCAGGAGAGUUGAAUUCAACCGCGAAACUGGGCUUUAACACGUCACCGACCGGUGCAUGUGAGCGUAUCUCACCAACUACAAGCGAUCCUUGUCUGCGCGUCUCUCUCACCCCGUGCAUUUCCCUCCGUACGUUAUCAAUAGAAGCUAGAGCUUUUCGGCUUCCUUUUGGCGCGCAAUUAAGACAUCUUGAUCUCCAAUGGCUGACGCCACGGCGCGUAACUUACCCUUCGGAUUCUCUAUUUCUUCCUUGAGUUCCUCGACCAACCCCGAAGCAGAGCGCCAGACGGCUUGAAUAUGUGUUUGCAACUCAUUCUUGUGUAGGGGUUCUAGGUCGUGAAUAGGGACCUUCGCGACAUUCCCCGUCAAUUCCUGGAGCUCGAGAUAUUUUUUGAGUACUUUUGUGGCCAAGCUUCCGUUGUUCUUGAAGGCAUCUUGUGUGUCCAUGGCCAGGCCAACAAGGCCGACGACCUCCUCCACCGCGCCAACCUGUUCAAGGACACUCAAAGGAUCCAUGAUUCCUGAAGACGGCAAGCUGUAGGACGAAAUGGAAGCGUAGGGUGUCUGAUAGGAGGCGAAAGAAAGGAGAUUGUGCGAGUGGCCGCGUUUGCAGUUGUUGUUGCAUGCGAGGGGAUAGAUGCAAUGCGAAAGGAUGUGUAUGCGUUGCCGACGCGAGGGUGUCUGCAGCGGGGCUUUUGGGUGCCUCAAGUAUGCAUAACGAAAAUGAUAACGGCUUGUGAUUUCCGUGGUUUUGAAGGCUGUGUGCUUAGGGUCGGCAACGAUGACUCUCCAUCCAGCGUGACACAUUUCCAAGUCUCUAGGCCAUACAGCAAUGUUUAGGGGCUUUAUUUAUGAUUGUUGAUUUUUCGAGAUUCUGCCCUUUUGGUUGGCCCGUACAUCGAAGUGUCAAAAAUCUCACUGGGACGUUGAUACUGUGCAGGCUAGAAGCUAACGAUUCAUUAGGGCGUGCCGCUGCCUUAUCGUGCCGUUUGCUGUCGAAAUGCGCUCCUGGUGCGUUGACGAUAACGCACUCCUGAUCCUGCAUUAAGAACGUGCACUACAACAGUUAUGCCCUGCAACUGGUACGGCACUGGGCGGCUACUCAAAGUGCCUUGAAAUACGAUACGUACCGUAACGUUGUCCGUAAAGUCGCGAAAAUACGCGAGUUUGCUCGGAUUUUCUGAUUGCAAAAUUUUCAGACAACGAGUUUUGCAAAACUCACAGCAUAACGAAAACUCGGGGCAUGUGAGAGCCCGUCCCAACAUAACCAUGCCUUUCUUUCCGAUAUCAAGUUAGGCCAUAUGAUUGGUCACUGCGAGGUGCCCACGUGAAAGACAUUGAUAGUAUAUAUUGAAGACCUUAGGGUGACCCCACCGCGCCUUGCCCAAAAUCGCAAAAAGCAGACAGUUGUCCUCCGGUAAUUGGAUCUACUAUCUUUUAAUCAAGCCGCGCUUUGGGGGAGGUGGUGAUUCAGAGAUGAACCCCACCGCGCCUGUAACACGAUACAUCUAUUCAUAUUCAGGGUCACCCCAAUUAGGCUACAAGUAUGUCGUAGAAAUACAUUUGGCGCAAAGAAGCAA
This is a messenger RNA of Chondrus crispus (carragheen), 2657 nucleotides long. RefSeq lists its product as hypothetical. The transcript has 2 exons. The record is from RefSeq and is a predicted model, not a curated record. Bases 1 to 318 code for a protein of 105 amino acids. NCBI's taxonomy places the organism in Eukaryota, Rhodophyta, Florideophyceae, Gigartinales, Gigartinaceae.